Tachysurus fulvidraco (yellow catfish) is the source of this 5449-nucleotide messenger RNA. RefSeq names its product muscle, skeletal, receptor tyrosine kinase (gene musk). Gene Ontology annotation, cellular component: signaling receptor complex. Gene Ontology annotation, molecular function: protein binding; ATP binding; transmembrane receptor protein tyrosine kinase activity. Gene Ontology annotation, biological process: multicellular organism development; protein phosphorylation; cell surface receptor protein tyrosine kinase signaling pathway. The coding region runs from base 427 to 3318 and encodes 963 amino acids. The record is from RefSeq and is a predicted model, not a curated record. The transcript is spliced from 17 exons. NCBI's taxonomy places the organism in Eukaryota, Metazoa, Chordata, Actinopteri, Siluriformes, Bagridae.
UAUUUUCCCAAAACAACACACUCCCAAUUCUGUGUUUUGCUUCUUGCACAAGACUUAGGCUUACAUCCUGCAGGCUUCCUAUGUAACAUUAUCUAUUUUGUACUUUUAAAACAUCACAAAAGGGCACCAUACAACUCAUAGACACACUAUAUGUAUGUAAGGUGUUCAGUAACAGUGUUAGGUAACUGAGCAUAGUUUUCUGGCCUUUCCUGAGGCACAUUUCUGUGUAUCCACCAGGUUCCUCUGAGCUCUGAGCUGCUCAUAUCUCUGCACGGAUAUCAAGCAGCUGCUGCUGUCCGUCUGCUUCGGUAAACCAUACAUGCACAGUACUGACAGACAGUGUGGUGGUCAGGCCUCGUACACACACGCUGUGGAAAUCUGUCCUGUGAAAGACAAACUGCAGGGAUUUUAACAUAAAGGUGACGGAUGAGAUUUCGAACCCGGUUUGAAAUGCAGCUUUCUUUAACUAUGAAGCUUCUUGAAAACAUUCCAGUGCUGCAGAUUUUCCUGCUGCUGCUGCAUCUCAGCCUGAUCAACGGCGUACAGAGAGCUCCUAAAAUCACCACCUUACUUGAGACAGUUGAUGCCUUACUGGAUCAUAACGCUACUUUUAUAUGUGAGGUGGAUUCACAUCCUCUAGCAGAUAUAACGUGGAUGCGAAAUAAUUAUCCUAUACGGCACUAUGACUCCCGAUACAUUAUUAGAGAAAAUGGCCAGAUGUUGAUCAUUCCCAAUGUGAGGGAUACAGACAGUGGAGAAUACUGUUGCACUGCCGAUAACGGGAUUGGAGAACCAGCCAAAAGCUGUGGGGCUUUGCAGCUAAAGAUGAAGCCACAGAUUAAGAGACAUCCAACAAACGUGACAUUACUAUUAGAGUCCAAGGCAGUAUUGCCAUGUGUAACAUUAGGAUAUCCCAAACCAGAAGUGUCCUGGCUUAAAGGUGAUGAUUUAAUAAAGAUUGAUAGCCGAAUAUCGAUUUUGGACAUUGGGUCCUUAAAAAUUCACAACAUCAGGAAAGAGGAUGCCGGACAGUACCGAUGUGUGGCUAGGAACAGUUUUGGGAUUGCUUAUUCAAAACCGGUCACCAUUGAAGUACAAGCUCCUGCUAAAAUACUUAAAGUUCCCAAAGAGCAGAAAGUGCAGCUUGGAACUAAAGUGGCCUUGGAGUGCAAUGCCACUGGAAAUCCUGUUCCUUCUAUCACUUGGCUGGAAAAUGGAAAUACAAUUGCAGGGGCAUCGGUGGAGGAGACGCUGGUUGGGGAGGUGAUAGUCUCCGUCAUGCGUGUGGUGGUAAAUAAACCGGCUCUUUACACAUGCCAGGCCACUAAUCAACACAGCGGAGGAGCUAAUACUGUCAAAUCUACUGUCAAGAUCACUGUCUCAGAUUGGAGGCUGUACAAAGGUAGUGCUGGUUACUGCAGUAUGUACCGGGGUGAAGUGUGCCGUGGGCUGUUGCGACGCUCAGCACUUGUCUUCUUUAAUUCUUCUCUGCCGGAGCCAGAGCAGGCUCAGGAGUUCUUGGCUCAUGGAGGCUGGGCUGAACUCGAGGGAACAAGCCUUCUGUGCCAGCCUGCAGCUCGCUCACUGCUCUGCCAUGCUGCUUUCCUGGACUGCAGCCCAACAGGACUUGGUCCCACACCCAAACCUGUCUGCAGGGAGCACUGUCAAGCUGUGAAGGAGCUCUACUGUUAUAAGGAAUGGCACUCGAUGGAGCAGAGGAAUCACAGAGGAAUCAUUUCUCCAAGCCUGAGUCUCACUUUGCCAGACUGUGAAACUUUGCCCAGCCAGCAUGCAGCUCCAGCAUCAUGCACUGCUGUAGCGUUUGUAGAAAUGAAGAAAGACCAAAUCACAACAACGUGCUACAAUGAUAGAGGAAGGUUUUAUCAAGGCAAUCACAAUGUCACAGCAUCUGGUAUUCCUUGCCAGCGAUGGGACCAGCAGGAUCCUCACCCUCACAGGCUGACUGUGGACGUCAUACCAGAGCUGAAGGAUGCUGAGAACCACUGCCGCAAUCCUGGGGGGGAGAGCGACCGGCCGUGGUGCUACUCCACCAACCCCAGUAUACGCUGGGAAUACUGCCUUGUGCCCAAAUGUACAGAAGUUACCAGUGUGAAAAUGCCACUUGCUCCAAAAAUGGGCCCAUCAAACCCCAUGCCUGCUACUGUGUCUACUGGCUACUACAUGAGUGUUAUCAUAUUCAUCAUGGCUGGAUUUGCAGGUGUAGCUUUCUUCACUAUCAUUCUGCUUAUGUGUCUCAAGAGGAGAAAAAGGUGGAAGCGUCGAAAAAGCAGGGCCAUGGAGGCGCCAACUCUCACCGCUCUUCCCUCCGAGCUGCUGUUAGACAGACUGCACCCGAACCCCAUGUACCAGCGCCUUCCUCUUCUGCUCAAUUCCAAACUUCUGGCGCUUGAGUACCCGCGUAACAACAUUGAAUAUGUGCGUGACAUCGGAGAAGGGGCCUUCGGACGAGUGUUUCAAGCAAGAGCUCCAGGGUUGUUAACACAUGAGGCAUUCACUAUGGUGGCAGUAAAGAUGCUAAAGGAGGAGGCCUCAGCUGACAUGCAGAACGACUUCCAGAGAGAGGCAGCUCUCAUGGCCGAGUUUGAUCACCCCAACAUUGUCCGGCUACUGGGUGUGUGUGCUGUAGGGAAGCCCAUGUGUCUAAUGUUUGAGUACAUGGCGCAUGGAGAUCUAAAUGAGUACCUGCGGCGACGUUCUCCAGUCCAGCAGCGCACUCUGAGCCAGGGAAGUCUGAUGUGGCCCAGUUCCCAGUCCUCUGAGCCUGAUCCGUGUCCACUCAGCUGCCUGGAUCAGCUUUCAGUAUCCAAGCAGGUGGCAGCAGGCAUGGCGUACCUGUCUGAGCGCAAAUUUGUGCACCGGGACUUAGCCACAAGGAACUGCCUUGUUGGUGAGAACCUAGUGGUGAAGAUUGCAGACUUUGGCCUGUCGCGGAACAUCUACGCAGCUGACUACUACAAAGCGAGUGAGAAUGACGCCAUUCCUAUCCGCUGGAUGCCACCCGAAUCAAUCUUCUAUAACCGCUACACUACUGAGUCAGAUGUCUGGGCUUAUGGAGUGGUGCUCUGGGAGAUCUUUUCACAUGGUAUGCAGCCCUACUAUGGAAUGGCCCACGAGGAGGUGAUAUACUAUGUCAGGGAUGGCCAUGUGCUGCUAUGCCCAGAACAUUGUCCUUUGGAGCUCUAUAACCUGAUGCGUUUGUGCUGGAGCACCCACCCGAGCGACCGGCCAAGCUUUGCUAGCAUUCACCGCAUCCUGGAGAGGAUGAAUAACCAGAUGCUUCAGUCUAGCAUGAACUGAGGCAAUAAACAAAUCUACAGCUAAGAAAGCUAAGAAACAAUCAUUGACAAACAAAGGUAUCCACAGAUUUAUCUCCUCUGAGGUUUCGUGUACUGAUAAGGUGCAAACUCUGCCUAACAGUCAAGUGAAAUCAAAAGUUAAAUACUAAGGAGACACUACGCAGGGUCCAAAUGUUUGAGUCCACUACCAAUAACUGUUAUGAAAAAUAAAUACAAUUUCAUUAAACAUUUCUUUUCUUCUGAUAAUUCUACAUGGUGAUACAGUAGGCAGAGUUGCCACCUCACAGGUCCAGCAUCCCCAAAUCAGGGUUGUCCAAUAUUAUCUACAAAGGUUAAAUGAAGGUGCAGGAUUUCAUUCCAACUAAGCAUGAUGUUGCAUGAUGAAAUAAUUUUUGCUUUAAUAGAAUUUAAAUCUUUAUCGUUUUCUCUAUCCGAGCUUGUCUUUGGGUUUAUUACCAGCCAUUCAAACAUACUUUGAGCAUGAAAUUAAAUCGAUCUACAUAUAACAAAAAUUGACGAACACUAUGUUUUUGUAAUAUAACAUGUUGCUACUUUCAUUACUGACAUACAAACCUUUAUUCUGUAAUAUUGAAUUAAAUCUGUGAACACAUUAUAGGAAAUCUAAAAUGACUUAAUACUGCACAAGUCACAAAAUAAAAAUCUAUUAUAAUAUGAUCUGUACUAAAUAAUGGCAUAAGACAUUUCACUUGGUAGUGGACUCAAGUUUUUGGACUCCACUGUAGGUCAUUGUGAGACACUUGGAAUUUGUACAGGAAGUGGUGCAAUACCAAUGUCUGGACAUUGUACUUGUCAACUGGUCAUAGCUGAAACACUCCUGUGUCUAAAGAUUGAACGAUGAAGAAAACUUUUUUACCUUUUUGAUAUUGUUUAUGUUUUUCUUUGUGCAUUCUGCCAUUACUGAGUUCCUACAAACCGUAUUUAUUGAUUCUAUGUAUAAAGUAAAGGUAUGAAAGGUUAAGUGGAGCACACAGGAUAUUUGAUGAUGUUGCAGUAUUGCUUGAAUAGAGUAGAAUAUUCCCGAAUGGCACAUUAUCACUUUACUAAUGUUUGUGUUUGAACCAUUUUUACAACUAACUGACUUUGAUUUGGUUUUAUUAGCUAAUCCUCAACACUAAGUUGUUGUGCCAACUUUGGUUUUUACAGAACCCAUGAAUUCACUUGAAUACUGGAUUCUUUGUGUAGAAAUCGAUACCAUGUGUAAAAGAUUGCGUUCGGUGUGAAAUGGACGGAUGUCUAGUCAGACGGUUGUACAGGCUUCGCAUUUCAUCCCAAAGACUCUCGACUCUGCAGGCAUUUAACACAAUACAAAUGAUCAUCUUCCUGGAACUAUUCAGUUCUAGUAUCAUUCUGCAAGUAUCCAUCCAAUUGUUCAAUGAACUGGAUCAGCGUUGAUGUUUAGCUCCACCGUGCAUUGCAGAAAUUGUUUAAUGCGUAUCAGGGGCCCAUAUAAUGUAUACAUACAUGGAAAACAUUCCCACACACCAUCAUGCCAGUGACAUAUCACAAUUCAAUAGGAGUGAUCAUCAUCCAAAAAACUUGGAUUCAUCCAACCAGGCAACCCACGCCUUAUCAGUCCAGAUUUGAUGCAUCUGUUCUCAUUGUAGAUGUACACUCUUGUUCUGCCCCUGACAACACUGACACCUCCCAUGUUUUUUGGCUGCUCUAGUGCAUUUGAGACCAGAGAGUCUAGUACGUCAUGCCUUCUAGGAUGGCAUUCUGUACAGCAGUGAUGAUUUUGCAUGGGAUUUGCCAGAUUGUGGCUCUAUUUGUUCAACAUUCUGCUCUGACUCCUCUACUCAGAUCCAAAAGAGGUUUUCAUCUACAGUUAAUUUUUUUCUUACCUUAUUAAUGCAUGAAAACCAACAGCCAACUAUUGCAACAAUCACAUUAUUUAUACCAAGCACGGCAGUCACAAGACAUAUGACCUGGAACUGUAUGAAAGGUACAAAUUGUGUGAAGGGGUGAUGUACUGUAGUUCACCUUGUGACAGAAAUAGUAUUGCUUUUCUUUUAAUAAUAUGUUAAAUAAUAAAUUUACAUGUUCAAGCUGUAUAAACCAACCAUUUUGGUAUAAAAUAAACACAAUAAAAUAAGUGAAAUAUAAACGAUGUG